UGGAGGAAGCGAGGCGGGGCGCGAACGCGCUCCCGAGCCCGGCGGCUCCGGCAGAGCAGCCUCGCAGAAACACGAUGCGGCCACCGGCCGGCCGAGCGCGGCUCCCGCGCGUCUUGAUGCUGCUGGCCGCGCUGCUGGCCACUGGCCGAGGGUUCCCACUGAGGAAGCGAGGUCCCGGGCCCCACGGCCACUCGAGGAUGGCGGAGCCUUCACCUGCCCCAGAUCUCAACUCCCGCAAGGAUAAGGAGACAACACCAGGAUUCCCUGGAGACCAUCUGCAGACAGAACCAUGUCAACCCAGAUGUCAGACCAUCCCUGAGCCAGCAGCUCUGACUCUGGGUACAGCCACCCCUCCCAGGACCCUGGAACACACCCCCCUGCUGCUGGAGCUGCAGAAGCUGCCAGGGUUGGCCAACACAGACUUGAGUGCACCAAACCCCAAUAUCCAGGUGACCAUCGAGGUGGUGCAGGACCCUCAGACUGAGGUAGAGAUGGACCUGCCUUCUGAGCCCAGCAAUUUCUGGCCCCUGCGUGCCCCUAGCUGGUUGCCCACCAGGGAAUUCUUUUGGCCCCUCUUCUGGGGUUACCAGGAAAGUGAAGAUGGAGCCACCAGCCUCAAAGACAGGGCUCCAGGGGAAGCAGAGGAGGAAGAAGGAAAGGACUAUGCUGUGGAGUAUGGCGAGGGUGAGGACCAAGACGGCACCGAAGAAGAUGAGGAUGAAGGGCAUUGGUCCAGUGGGGCCAUAGACAACUGGGACUAUGGCUGGUUGGGUCCUCAGGACCCGGACUUCCGGGAACCAGACAGCUAUGACUAUGAACCUCAGGAGGAUUGGAGCACCUGGUCUCCUUGCAGUGGGAGCUGCGGCAGCGGCCACCACCAGCAGAGGACAAGGCCCUGCGGCUAUGCCUGUACUGCCACAGAGUCCCGAGUCUGCGACCUUCCCCCCUGUCCUGGCACCGCAGAGGAGAACACAUUGGGCUUUCCCAGUGAGGGGCGGCAGCCCCUUGCACACAAUGCUACGGAUAUGCUUGAUCCAGAUGUGGACAGCUGUGAGAAGUGGUUAAACUGCAAGAGUGACUUCCUAGCUAAGUACCUGAGCCAAGUGCUCAAGGACCUGCCCAGCUGCCCGUGUGCAUACCCGCUGGAGGCGGUGUACAGUGCCGUGAGCCUGCAGGACGAACAUCAGGGCCGCAGCUUCCAAUGGCGGGAUGCGAGUGGCCCACGGGAGCGUCUGGACAUCUACCAGCCUACGGCACGCUUCUGCCUGCGCUCCGUGCUGUCUGGGGAGAGCAGCACAUUGGCCGCCCAGCAUUGCUGCUAUGAUGAAGGCAGCCGGUUGCUGACCCGUGGCAAAGGGGCAGGAGCUCCGGACCUAGUCAGCACCGACUUCUCACCUGAGCUGCACUUCAAGGUAGAUACACUGCCCUGGAUCCUGUGUAAGGGGGACUGGAGCCGUUACCACACUGUGCGCCCCCCCAACAAUGGCCGGGCCUGCGCAGACAACCCACCAGAGGAAGAGUACCUGGCUCAACUGCAGGAGGCCAAAGAGUACUGAAGAGAAAUUAAAGAAUGGUCCUUCUGCCCUUUACCCUGCCCCUGUCCAGACUGGGCAAGUAUUAGGGUUCAUCUGAGAGGCCAUCAGGCAUGCAUAUCCCCUUCUUGUGACCCUGAGUCAGGAGAACCCAGACAUUUCAAGGUCUGGUGAGGGGGCGUGUCAUAAGGCAUAAGGCCCCUGGGAUGUGUUGGGAAUGUGUCUGAAGGGGAGGAGCUAUCCCAGUCUGGCCAUGAGCCCUUUCCCCUUUCUCUCAGAACGGGGCCCCUUCAGGCUUUCCCCCUGUCCGGGAUUGAGCCAGGGUGGUCCAGAUACAUCCCUGAGGUCUGAGGCAAGAAAGGAUGGUCCUUUCAUCUGACCCUACAGAUGCUUUUUGCUGGGCUAACAGAACUCGGGUGACUACCCCUCUUUGUGGCACACAGCUUCUAUCCUGUCGCAUGCUGUGAGGCCAUCAGUGGGCUCAAGCAGUCAGCGGAGCUGAGGGGAGAUUGGUUCCAGGCAGGGAACCACCAGCUGUUUCUGGUCCUUCUUUGUUCCAUCCCCAGAUGACAGCCAUGGCAGCCGGGCUUGGGAUGAGCUCAGUACUACAGGUGGGCUCAGGAGGGUAUCACCUGCCUGUAUCGAGUGUAGCCAGGCAAACAGUCCCAAUGUCGGAUGUGGGUCAUUUUGUGGUGUUGGUACCCACACUGGUGGCCCACCUAACGUCCCAACGUGGCGCCACUGAAAGCACUGGACUUGGGAGGUGUGCCUUGGCUCCUAGCACACCUAUGUCUCUUCCCAGACACCUGUCAUCCCCCAAACCACACUUCCUUGGUUUCUCUGGACCUGAAAUGCUGUAGACUUUCUGUCUCCACUCACAGAUCCUCCAAAAGGGCUUGGUGGGGAACUUGAGUCCAGCCCCAUCCACAGCUGUCUGGAAGCUGUCCUGGGAUUCUCAGCAAUAAAGCACUUUAUUUUCACAUAGAGUUUGACAAAGGAUUUGGGGCCUGGCAGGAUGGAGGUGCAGAGGCCCUUAUCGCCCAGCUCAAGCUCCCAUCGGCUGGCUUUGUGGUCACCCAGCCCACAGCCAGCUCCAUUCCUUUCCCUGAAGCAGUUGCCCUCAGUGCUCCACAAACACAGGCUAGACUCUAACCACUAGUUAUCUCUUUCACACCCAGAAAGGGACGCCUUUGAGCCAGUCUAGGAGAUGGCUAGACCUCAGAGGCACAGAACUCCAAAUUAUGACACAGGUAAACUGCAUUUACUCCACAGGGAAGUGGUGCCACUUCUCUGUGUGAUUGGCUUGGAGGAUAUCCAACCUGAAAUGAGAGGUGGAC
Molecule: messenger RNA, 2869 nt
Organism: Arvicanthis niloticus (Nile rat)
Lineage: Eukaryota; Metazoa; Chordata; Mammalia; Rodentia; Muridae
Source: RefSeq, a predicted model, not a curated record